Molecule: messenger RNA, 737 nt
Organism: Cornus florida
Lineage: Eukaryota; Viridiplantae; Streptophyta; Magnoliopsida; Cornales; Cornaceae
Exons: 2
Coding region: 202-570 (122 amino acids)
Source: RefSeq, a predicted model, not a curated record
GAAGCUUAUGGCAAGUCAACAAAACUUCUCCAAAAGUUUGCUAUAAAGGUUUUAAGCCUUACUUGCAGUUCUUCUGGUUGUGAACGAAAUUGGAGCGUGUUUGAGCAUCUUCAUAACAAGAAAAGAAAUAGGCUCGCUCAAACAACUUUGAAUGAUUUAGUGUUCAUCAAAUAUAAUAGAGCAUUGAAGCGUCGAUAUAAUAUGCGUGACACUCUUGAUCCCAUUUUACUCGAUGACAUUGAUGAGAGCAACGAGUGGUUAACGGGGAGGAUGGAUGAUUCUGAUGCAGAACAUGAUCUAGUCUAUGAAGAUGAUUCCUUGACAUGGGGUGAUGUUGCUAAUUUUGCUGGUAUUGGAGAGGCUAGCAGGCCGCAACGGUCUACUAGAUCAAAAUCUAGUUCUAGUUCACGGUUACCAACAAAGGGAGCAGGAAGUUCUUCAGUUCGACUUGUGGAUGAGGAUGAGGAUGAGGAUGAUUCAGAUGAGAUAGAAGAGGAUCCUGAGAAUUAUGAAUCAUUUAGUGACGAUCAAAAUGAUGUUAUGCUUAUUGAUGACGAGGAUGAUAUUUAGAUUCAUUGGUGUUGUCUUCUUAGGAAGAAAUGAUGUUUAUGUUUGUUUUAGUUUUAUUUUAUACUUCUCCUUAGUUGACUUUCGCAUCUUUAUGUUAAUAUGUUUGAUUAUUCACUGUUUUGAACUCAAGUACUUGAUUUAAUUAGUUUUGGCAUCUUUAUGUUGAA